This is a messenger RNA of Xenopus laevis (African clawed frog), 580 nucleotides long. It is a transcript of the gene tmem80.L, whose product is annotated as transmembrane protein 80 L homeolog. The coding region runs from base 134 to 562 and encodes 142 amino acids. The transcript has 5 exons. Lineage: Eukaryota; Metazoa; Chordata; Amphibia; Anura; Pipidae. The record is from RefSeq and is a predicted model, not a curated record. Gene Ontology annotation, cellular component: membrane; ciliary transition zone; cilium. Gene Ontology annotation, biological process: non-motile cilium assembly.
UUACUCAGUGUAAUUAGCGUUCAUAUCUAAGGAAAUAAAGGACAAUUUCCCAAAACAAAAAUGUCCGACCCUAUACAAAGGCGCGUAUUGUGGGGAAACGGAAAUUGCCGAUGAUAUCCGAGAUAGUAAUAAAAUGGCGGUGGUUGGAAGAGGAAAGAGUUCUGUGGUUUUAUCAUCUGUUCCUCUACAGAUGCUGCUGUAUUUAAAUGUGAUAUACUAUGUGUUUUAUUUCUUAGCCACUCUGUUGAUGCUCAUAUAUAAAAGUCAAGUAUUUAGUUAUCCUGGUAGCAACCUAGCUCUGGAUCUUUGCCUUUUGUUUCUGAUGGGAUUUCUCGAGCCUUUACAACUGUACCUUGGAACAAGAGGAAACCUGGCAGAAGAAAAGAUUACAUUAGGAUCCAGCCUUGUAGUUACAGUCGGGAACAUAUUCCUAGCCAUAUAUUUCCUAACAUGGCAGACAUACAUCCUGCGAGCUGAUCUCAUCAUCAACAUCAUCUUGAUUGUCAUUUAUGGUCUGGCAGUGACCCUCAAGUUUCUGACCAUGGCAGCCUUCUUCCAUUGAUAAAAUAAAGUUCUUGGC